Molecule: messenger RNA, 3746 nt
Organism: Periophthalmus magnuspinnatus
Lineage: Eukaryota; Metazoa; Chordata; Actinopteri; Gobiiformes; Gobiidae
Product: bMERB domain-containing protein 1
Exons: 4
Coding region: 329-955 (208 amino acids)
Biological process (GO): negative regulation of microtubule depolymerization
Cellular component (GO): microtubule cytoskeleton; membrane; cytoplasm
Source: RefSeq, a predicted model, not a curated record
ACUGUAGAGACAUUGCGGUGCACCAUCAACCAUGGGGAAAGUGGAGUAGCCGGUCAAGAGUACAGAGGCAGGCCCUGGACAGCGAGUUAACAUAUAACCUACUUGAUAAUAGCCUCUCCGCCACUGCCAUGUUCAUACAUUGCAGCGAAGCACCUCAUUCGAGAUCAUUCGCAGCCGGAGGCGUAGAGCAAAGACAAGGCGACAGUCGCUCCGUAGCCUAAUGUUUGUGGGACAAACGUGUCAACGGAGAAUAUAUUACGUUAUGAUCGCCUUGAACGGGAAUAAUAGGAGCUGGACGUGCUGAGUUUUUUUCCACUGUGGUAUUAAAAUGUUUAAGGCUAUCCGGCGUUUCCCAUGGGUCACAAAUGUCACCCUGUACGGGUGCCUGUUCGCCGGGGGAGACUUCGUGCACCAGUGCCUUUCACGGAGCGACGAAAUCAAUUGGACCCAAACGCGGAACGUCGCCAUAGUAGCCUUCAGUUUCCAUGGCAACUUCAACUUCUUCUGGAUGCGGUUUUUGGAGCGCACGUUCCCCGGAAACUCCGCCGGGAUGGUGCUGCGUAAACUAGUCCUGGACCAGACCACAGCAGCGCCACUCGCUACCAGCGUCUUCUACACAGGUGUGAGUUUUUUAGAGGGUAAAGAAGACAUAACACAGGACUGGAGAGAAAAAUUUCUAAAUACAUACAAGGCAAGACUGAUGUACUGGCCUUUUGUGCAGUUCCUGAACUUUGCUCUGGUACCUCUGUAUGUGCGAACUACAUUUACCGGCUGCUGUGCAUUUGUUUGGGCGACUUUCUUGUGUUUCUCACGGCAAAGUGGUGAUGGCACUGCAGCUGCAGCUAUUUCAUGGAUGUUCCCCACAAAAGAUAGAACAAGCCAGGACCAAGAGGACUCUAAGAAGGUCAGUGCUUCUGCAGAGAAGAAACAACCAGCCAAACCAACUAAAGAAUGAUUGUCACGUUACAAGACACAUGUUGUAUAAGAAGUGACUUACGCUAAAUAAAUGAAGGUGCUUCCACUGGGUCAGUUCACCUAAACCACCUAAAAUCCCAGUUUCACUCAGUUUUACAAGAAACAGUUAUUGCAACAACACUAGUCUGAUCUGUACUUUGUGGUUAUUCUUGGUGUUUUUUUUUUGUUGUUGUUGUUUUCUUUGCUAUGUGUCAAAGAAAAAAAAAAACUUGCAACAAAUGCUGCUAUGAGAUCAUAGAAGGUUGACCAUAUCAAACUUGUUGCUGGGCUUCAGAAGACAUCAUUACAUUCUAUUGGCUUGUAAUUGAGGAGAAGGCAGCAAGGAUAUCUAUUGCCUUUCUUCAGAUUUUGCAGUGUGGUUGAAUAAAUAUAGUGAUGUGUACUGGACCAGUGGACUAAUGUCAAUGCUUAGGUUAAACUUUUUUGUAUUUUUCUUAAUUCUUUUUAUGAAAAUAUCAUAAAGUUGAUACCGAAUUGCUUCAAAAAUCAGAAAGCAUAGGCCAGAAUCUGCCAGAUCAUUCCUGUGUGGCAACAUGGCUGCAUUAUGUCAAGUCAAAGUACAAAGUCUACAAUGGGGCCAUGUAGGCCUGUCACAAUAACAACAUUUGAAGUACCAUUUAUUACAGAGAUUACAGAGAAAUAGAACAAUAACCAUUCAUAGUCAAAGUACUUUAUGCCUCUGAUACAAUAAAAAUAAAACAGGAUAAUCCCAGUGAAUCAUUUUUUAAAUAGACAGUAUAAUUUAGAGGCCUGAGCUGCAACAAAUAAAUAGCAGAAUUAAGCAAUAAUUAACCACAUAAUUUACUUAUUCAACCCUGCACAGCUCAAAUCUUAUCGUAAUAGUAGUAAGUAGUAGUACCGUAAAUUUCGGAUUAUAAGCCGCUACUUUUUUUCCACGCUUUGAACCCUGCGGCUUGUACAGCAGUGCGGCUUAUUUAUGGAUUUUUUACUGGAUAACGGCCCCUGGGUUUUAUUUUCACGGACAAGCCUUCUACACGUGGCAGAUAAAUAUGGCAAAAACAACUUAAGUGCAUUAAAAAAAUACAACUCACCAAACCGCUGCAUCAGAGGGAGCCCUGCGCUGAUUAUGUGAUUAUGUCUACUCUGCUCCGCAGUUUCUUUCAAAAACUCUAAAGGCGUAUCGUUUAAUCCCAGGUGCUUAUUCUCCAUGUGCCAAAGCAGUUUUGAAGGUUUCAUUGCCUUAUUUGCUUUUCCCGUAUGUUACGUAGAGCGGACUGUGCGCGUGAGUCACCUGCAGCGACAAACCCAGGUUUUAAGUAGGCAUUGUCUGUUAAAUUUAUCUUUCUUUUUCUUGGAGGUGUAGUCUCCUCUUCUGGCUCCUCAGUUGUCCUUUUCCCCUUUGUUAAAAGCUCUCCAAAGACUUUUGUUUUGGCUCAUUUUCACUCGCUUGUGGCUCUACUUUUGUGCGACAUGUCUGAUGUGUUAUAUGUGAAACGUCACCGCGGAGACAAGAGCAGAUAAUAAACUUGCUACUACAUCAAAUAGAUUUCUGUGGCGAUUUCCAGCAGGAUUUUCAUGAUACAUCUAUGGACGAGCUUAUUAGUGUGUCAUUAGGGACGGGCCAAAGUUGCUCCUGACCCCUGUGCGCACAACGUCUGAAAAUCAGGGCUCUUUACGCAGGACAGUGAGCUGUGUCUGUGUCUGUGUCUGUGAGACGUGAGCGGUGUUUGUUUUGAACAUUGUUCCGAGUGUGACGCUUAUUUUGAGCAACGAAAAAUAAGAAAAUAUAAUUUUAUUUUAAGAUCAUAAUAAUCUUCCAAUUUAAACUACAACAAAAAAGAGCUAACACAAAUAAAAUACACUUCAGCCACGCAGAGCCGCAGUAUAAGGCUGAAAGAGGCGCAUACGGCUCCGGAGCCGCGGGUUGCAGACUCCUGAAAUAGAGCCACUGCACGUAAGCUCGACAUCAAUGAAUCCAACUUGGUCAAUGUAAAAGACGACAAAAGUUUUCAGAGGAAAUAAAAGCAGAUUUUCCGUUUUGGUGCAGUUUUAUUUUCUAAACCUGCAGAUGUGUUCAUCCCGUGUUGUUGUCGUGUUGGUGCCAAUUUUCAGGCACAGUUUAAAAAAAAGCGUGUCGGUGCACCGUCUUUCUGUGUAAAUAUCUCAUGUUACAAUAUGAAAACCUGCGGCUUUUAUUCAGGUGCGGCUUAUAUAUGUACAAAAUUGAUUUUCUCUUCAAAUUUGGCUGGUGCGGCUUUUAAUCAGGUGCGCUCUGUAGUCCGAAAUUUACGGUAAAUAUUGUGACAGGCCUAGAUCCAUAAAUGGCAGACAUGGAAGAAGCCAGAUGGGUUCUGGUUGCAGUCAGAACUAUAGUAAAGUGAAAGUCCAAGGGUUAGAGCUAAUGCUUUCUCUAAAUGAAAAGGUGCUUUCCUUAAACUGUGCCUGAACACUGGUAGAGAUGAGUGGAUUUACAAACACGCACAAAGCCAAUAAGAUAAUAUAUUUUGUAUAUUAAUGUACUUGUUAACAUAUUUGAUAUAAUAUAUAUGCAAACAGAGUGGAUUGUGUUUAUAUAAUAGAUAAUAUAUGGUACAGUGUGAACAUUUAUUUUAUCACUUAACUCGUAAAUAAGAGUAUUUAUAUGUGAAAUGUAAUUGUGUAAGGUCAUAUGAAAAAUGUUAUGAUUUUUACUGGUGGUUAAUCUUGACAGGGUCCAGUCAAAAAUACAGUUUGUACAUUUUAUGUGAGAUGGUUGAAAUGUUUUCAUUAAAUUAUUUGUGUUCAUAAAUAAAACAUGCUAUAAUUGUGUU